Linum tenue is the source of this 981-nucleotide messenger RNA. The record is from the annotation of a GenBank genome assembly. Lineage: Eukaryota; Viridiplantae; Streptophyta; Magnoliopsida; Malpighiales; Linaceae.
AUGGCGUCGUCAACUUGGAAUGACAGCAUGGGAACCUGUAGCAGCAGCAGUAGCAUCAGCGACUACAUCCCCUCUGUCAACGCCAUGCUCCGCUUCUCCACCUUCUUCAUGGUCUUCGGCAACAUCAUCCCCAGCGCGAUUCGCGAAGCCAUUGGCGACUGGCUCCACGGUCUCUUCUCGCGCAUCUUCUUCGACUCCGAGUUCACCUUCAACAUCGAGGACACGUGGCAGCACUUCCACAACGAGACAUACCGCGCCGUCGGCGUCUACCUCCCGACCAGAAUCGGGCCGUCGACGGCCAGCCUCGUCAUCGGCCACAACGACCACAACGACAUCAUGGCCCCCGUCCAGCCGGCCAUCGCGGUGGGCUCCACAAUCGUCGACCACUUCCAAGGCCAUCGCUUCGAGUGGGUUCUCUGCGAGAAGAACGAAAACCCCGGCAGCUUUAACAACAGGAAGAAGAGGUGGUACAAGCUCAAGUGCAGGAAGAAGAACAGAGAGUUCGUCACUGAAACGUACAUCCCGCACGUGUGCCGCGCCGCCGACGAGAUCAUCAAGGAGCGCGACGGCCUCAGCAUCUUCACUUACAACAGGGACGACGCGUAUUGGGACGCCACCGUCUUCAAGCACCCCUCCACUUUCGAGACUCUGGCUAUGGACCCUGCACAGAAGCAGGAGAUUAUUAGCGACCUCGAUCUUUUCGUUCAGCGCAAGGACUUUUUCAGGAGCGUUGGGAGGGCCUGGAAGCGUGGGUAUCUUCUCUACGGACCCCCUGGGACUGGGAAAUCGAGCCUUGUCGCCGCCAUUGCAAAUCAUCUCAAGUUUAAUGUGUAUGAUCUUCAGCUUCAGAGCGUGAAAUCCGACUCGGAUCUUCGAACCGUGCUUACCGCUACCACGAAUCGAUCGAUUUUGCUGCUUGAAGAUGUCGACUGCAGCAGCAAGAGCACAGAAACUAGUAUUUUCCAAGGAGGAAGAGGAUAA